AAUGUGACAAAACAGGCCGACACCGAAUCAGUGCGAGUGGACGGUCGUGGUCCGGCCCAGAUCCACGACGUGCAAUUCCAGUGUAAACCAUCAUUACCCAAAGAGGGAUAUUCACCAAAAGUGGAGAGACUUGAAGAGGAGCGCAAGAAAUUGCAAGAUGAGAAGGAAAAGACUGAAGAUCGUCAGAAAAUAUUGCAACGACGAGUGGAAGUGCUCGAUGAAAUUGUUGCAAAGAUUAAAAUGGAUGAGUCGUGA
Molecule: messenger RNA, 255 nt
Organism: Anisakis simplex (herring worm)
Lineage: Eukaryota; Metazoa; Nematoda; Chromadorea; Rhabditida; Anisakidae
Source: the annotation of a GenBank genome assembly